AUGCCCAAGAUCAAAAGCUUUGCGCCGAGCUGGCUCAAUGAGCCGGCUCCCGGCCACAAACUGUUUGACCACACGAGCGAUGGCAACAAGGCUUCUGCAUCCCUCCCGUACGGCAAGAAGGCGAAGCCAGGUCCGCGGCGGACAAUUGCUCGGAGAGGCGCCGAGGUGUUCGUGGCAGUCGGCAAGGAGAUACGAUGGGGCGACCUCGUUCAGCUCAAGGAGUCUUGGGAAGCGAAGCAGACACGGUCUAGCAGCGUUCCUCGCAUCAAGAGAGAAUUUUCAGAUGGCUCAUUUGAGGUUUACGACGAGGAAGCGGCUGGUAAUAGCAGUGUUGGAUACAGAACAAUCAAGACGCCUGUCGCCGAUGACAUCCGCCAGCUUAUCAUGUCCCCAAAUCAGGAUUUUCUCGCCGUCUUGACAAGCCACACUGUGCACGUCUGUAUCCUUCCAGAUGAAACUAUGAGUGCUUCGCACCUGCGCUCCACGGACACCGCGCCCUUCAAACUCAAGUUCUGGACCCUCGGACCAACAACGCACGUUACCUCUCGAUCGGCAGUCGUUUCCGCGAUCUGGCAUCCUUUAGGUGUUAAUGGGACGUGCCUGGUCACUGUUACCGAGGACGCCGUGGUGCGACUGUGGGAGCUGUCCACGGCGGACCGCUGGACCUUUGACGCGCCUACCCUCGCAAUCGAUCUGAAGAGAUUAGCGGAUGGGACUUAUUUGGAUCAGGACUUUGGUGUCUCCCCAUUGGCUACAAACAAGGCCUUUUCGCCAGACUCGUUCGAUAUGGAAGUGGCGGCCGCAUGCUUUCCUGCCAGGGACUCCGGAGGCUGGGCACCAAUGACGUUAUGGCUGGCUAUGGCCGGGGGCAGCGUGUAUGCCCUCUGUCCACUGCUCCCUCAGCGUUGGGCCCCGCCCCCGACCCUCAUCCCGUCUCUGUCAGUUUCCAUCGUUGCCAGGGUCGCCGCAACCGAAGAUAACCCGGAAUCGUCCCCUGAGGCUCGACGCUUGGCCAGACAACAACUUGACUGGAUGUCGGAUCUUGAUAACCAAGAACCGAAGAUCGUGGAAAGCACAACUGGGAAUGUCGAAGUGGAAGUCUACACACGCCCCACCCACCCCGGAACGGUCCCGAAGCUCCAGGGCCCUUUUGAAUUUGAUUUGAAUCCCGAGGACGAGCAGGACGAUGAGGUGGAGCUGAAGGACAUUUAUGUCAUUGGAGAGAAGGCUGAUGUGUCUGAUUUGAUGUUUGGGGAAGAGGAGGAGCUAGAGAUGGGCGACGAUGACCAAAACGGCUUGUCCCUCAACAUCAUCUGUCUCCUCUCCACCAGCGGGCAGGUCAAGAUCUGUCUGGAUAUCGAAGGGGUUGAGGCUCAGUGGCUUCCUCCUCGUCUCAAGACUAGGUCCAACCUAUUCGCUUCAGCGCCUAAAAGUUCGUCCUUGUUAACAUUUCAGACCUUUGAUACCGUCAAGCCCGUCGAGGUGGUAGCCGACAGCUGGCCGAUGUUCAGCGAGGACGUCACUUCCCGCUACUCGUUCUACGUCACUCACUCAGGCGGCAUCACCCUGGUUUCCCUGGCCUCGUGGGUGUUCAGACUUGAAUCCGAACUCCAGGGGGAUUCCGAGGCUGGCGCAGGAUUUCGUAUCGAUUUACUGGCCAAAAGCGCAGGCACAGAGCGGGAGCGAAUUUACACGCAUAGUAAUAGCCAGGCUGCCCUUGCAGCAGCGACAGCCAUCCGUGAUCCGGAUCUCGGCCAUUUCGUUCUAUCCGCCACUUCCAACGACCCGGUCGCACUUUUCUUUGAUACUCCUGAAGUUGAGGUUGAGGUUAGAGAGUCUUCUCUGGCCCUUCCCGAGCCGACAGAACCGUGGCAGUCCGAGGUUGGCUGGGAGCCACGACCUCUUUUCCAUCCUUCGGAAGCUCUGGAACGCAGGAGCGCGCUACCGACAUGGAUGGAGCAUUUGAGGACGGGUAGAAGGCGGACGUUGAUGCCUCAGGAGAUGCGACUCUCGAUGGCCACCCUCGAAGUCUUUACCGAAGGCCAUAAGGUGAUUACCAACGAGGUUCUGGAAGUCAACAGCGCCGUGGCGGAACUGUUCAGGAAAUGCGAGGCCCUUCAGGUUGAACUGGGAGAACAGAUAAAGAAGGUGAACGAAGCCAAGAAGCGAAUUGACAGGAUUACUGGGGACGAUUCGGCAGAUGACGAACCAGUGUCUGAAAACUCGCUUGUCCAGGGCAGACUGCAGGCGGCGCGGCAAAGGCAAGAGGAAUUGGCGAGUAGAAUGGAAGGCCUCAAAAGGAGGAUUGGCAGAAUUACGAGGCGUGAUUUGAGUGACAAGGAAAAGGCAUGGGCAGACGAAGUGCGCAAGCUCGAGAGCAGCAUCCUCCGGUCCGAAGCAGACCAGGCAUCAUCGUCGACUCCUGAGCCGUGGAAACGAUUCGAAGACCUGAAGACGUUACGGGACGCCUUGCUUUCGGAAGCGGAAAAGCUGCAAAGAGCUGAAGAGGGAGCCGAUCAAGGAUCUCCUACCUCGCCGUUGCCUGGCCUCAAGAUACCUGUGGAAAUCCGGAAACAAAAGAUGGCGCAGGUCAUUGGUCUGCUCGAUCGGGAGACGGCACUCGUAGAGGCUGUCAAAGCCCGGGUUGAGAGACUAAGCCUUGGAUAG
Molecule: messenger RNA, 2667 nt
Organism: Canariomyces notabilis
Lineage: Eukaryota; Fungi; Ascomycota; Sordariomycetes; Sordariales; Chaetomiaceae
Exons: 2
Coding region: 1-2667 (888 amino acids)
Biological process (GO): mRNA export from nucleus; ribosomal small subunit export from nucleus; ribosomal large subunit export from nucleus
Cellular component (GO): nuclear pore
Molecular function (GO): protein binding; structural constituent of nuclear pore
Source: RefSeq, a predicted model, not a curated record